Daphnia carinata is the source of this 1792-nucleotide messenger RNA. RefSeq names its product CUE domain-containing protein 2-A-like. Gene Ontology annotation, molecular function: ubiquitin binding. Bases 202 to 1077 code for a protein of 291 amino acids. The transcript has 6 exons. NCBI's taxonomy places the organism in Eukaryota, Metazoa, Arthropoda, Branchiopoda, Diplostraca, Daphniidae. The record is from RefSeq and is a predicted model, not a curated record.
ACUCCCAUGUCAAUAUUUUUUCGUUCGACACUGUCCCCUGUCUCUGAAAGAGUUCCGAAGAGUUUCGUCUAUUUUAAAACCUUAAAAUAAACAAUUGUAUUGGUAAACUUCGUGUAUUGUUAUCUCGCAUUAAAAAACUGAACCAGCCACUUCAAUUUUCGUCCGAAAUCGAAUCUCAUUUUUCAUCUUAUUGAUUGAAUCAUGAGUUGCGUGGAAGACCAAGAAGUUUUAGUAAAAGAAUCUCUCUUGGUAUUUCUUAAAGACAACAUUCCACAGGCCAACCUGAGUUACAUUGAUGAAAUUGUUUUAAGCUAUGUGGUGAGCAUUUUAGAAGAAAUUGGAUCUGACUUGUGCCAGGAAGAUAUAUUUGAUGUAGAAUCUUUCAGUGAGAUGCUCACUGCAUAUUUUCCUGAUUUUGCUUCCAUCCCACACACUGUCAUUUGUCACUGGAUCUUUGAGCUAUCAUCUAAACUCUCAAAAUCUAAAGAAGAUUCAAAAGGCUUGAAGGUCACGACGGAUGUUGGAUUAAUGUUCCCUGCUCCAGCAGUGAUAAAAGCAGACAGAUUGUCUCCUAGAGUCUCAGAAUCUAGCGAUGCAAGCACAAGUGACUCGUCACAGUCGGGUUUCCAGGAGUUUGAGAAAACAGAUGAUGUUCGUCUUUUGUUGGAGAUGUUCCCAUCAAUUUCUCUUGUAGAGGCCACUCAUUGUCUUUCACUGUCAAAUAGUUGUGUUGAAGAAGCAGUGCAACUUGUUCUCCACAGGCAGGAAACAGGGGAAUCCCUUUCUAACCCAGAGACAACUUCUUUGCACAAGACAAGACCAGUUAAUGAUACUACACUCAAGAAGAAGAUUAUUGAAAAGUAUUCUUACAUUGACCAAGAUGAUGAUCAACGUGAGCACAGGCCUCCUCCAGUCAAAACUCAACCUAAGAAGAUGGUGCGAUAUUUAGACAACAAGGUGGUGACAAUAAAAGGGGAACGUUACACUGAAAUCAAGGAGGAAACCGAGGCAAACAAAGAAGAGGCCAAAAAAACGUUCGUCACGCUUAAACCAGCUCGCCAGUACCGAUUCCAUUGACAAGGAGUCUAGUAGACAAGUAGGUGGAUAUCUGUAGCUAAGCUGUUGGACAUGCGAGACCCAACAACACGCCUGUCAUGUAAGAUAUAGCUAUUCAAAAUCUCUAGACCCAGAGGCAAUUCAACCCUUUCGCACACAAAUGUCUCUUUAGUUUUAUAGUAACGGUGCAAUUGUUCUGCUUUCUACGCUAAGCAGAAGGCCAAUGCCAAUUUGCAACAAUUGUUGAUCUUCCAUUUACCUCUCUUUUUGUUGUGUUCAUUUAUCCUUUGAAUCUCUCUGAGUUCACCUCACGAACCAAAAGGAAGGAAAUCUCGUUAUCACGUCUAGCCUUGGUACGGUGUCAAUGUCUUAACCACGAGCCCUUUUAGAAUCAGAAGGGCAUUCUUUACACUAACAUAUGAUAAUAUUCUCAGCUAUUUCCCCAUCGACCCACCGCCAAAUGUUGAACAACUAUUUAAUGUUUUGUUUAUUGCUACCUUUUAAAUGUGAAAGGACAACAAGAAAAAUUUAAAAACUAUCUGAAAUCACAGUGAAUGCAACCCGGAUCUCUCUUGCCUCUUCUCCGUCUUGUGUGGCUUUAUGCGAGAGAGGAAACAAAAGUCUUACGUUCUAGUUUUUCUUCUAGAUUUUCUUUUGUCUUGGACUUCUUGACCCUGCUCUAAUUAUACUGUAACGUAUUUGUCGUACAUUCCGGAAUACACAGCUUCUCAACGGA